This is a messenger RNA of Bombyx mandarina (wild silkworm), 1700 nucleotides long. RefSeq names its product galactose mutarotase. Gene Ontology annotation, molecular function: aldose 1-epimerase activity; carbohydrate binding. The record is from RefSeq and is a predicted model, not a curated record. Gene Ontology annotation, biological process: beta-D-galactose catabolic process via UDP-galactose, Leloir pathway; glucose metabolic process. Lineage: Eukaryota; Metazoa; Arthropoda; Insecta; Lepidoptera; Bombycidae.
AUGUAAGACAAAAAAUUCAAAAAUUGUUGAAAAUCCCUAAAUUUACGGUAAAUAUUAAAAAUUUCAAGUACAUCUCUUUUUAAAAUUCUAAAUUCCCUGUGAAAAUGGCCGAAGAAGGCGACGAAAAAGCAAGCGGCGAUGUCGAAGAGGACACUAAGACAGUCACUCCACAACCGGAACCUAAAAUACCCGAUGUGGAACUAAUUGUUGACGGGUUUGGGUUGAUGCCUAAAUCAAUGAAGGUACCCAAAAACCGCACUUCGAAUGCCUUCGAAGAAUCGAAGCAAAUGUUAAAAGAAAUAAAAGUUACGAAUGAAGAAGCCAAAAGUCCCUGCUCCUCCAGUACUAACAUUGAAGUGGUUAGACGGUACACUUGGAGAACGAAAAAUAGGAUGACUGUUCAGAUAAUAUCGUAUGGAGCCACCAUCACCUCAAUCCAGGUUCCUGACAAAAAAGGCGUUCCUGAUGAUGUGGUCGCAGGAUUCGACACUUUAGAAGAAUAUUUCCAACCACGAAACCCAUAUUUCGGAGCUACUAUUGGGCGCUACGCAAACAUAAUUCGGGAUGCCACAAUGGUGGUGCGGCCUUCGGGAAGAAUGUACAUGCUGUCAAACAACAAAGGCCAUCACCACUACCACGGAGGAUAUGUUGGAUUCGAUAAGGUUAAUUGGCAUUCAUAUGUGAACGGGAAUCAAGUGAUAAUGAGUCACGUGUCCGAGAGGUUUCACGAGGGAUAUCCGGGCACGGUGAUGGCGCAAAUCACAUUCGAAGUAACCUGUGAUAACACCCUUAAGAUUGAGAUGAAGUGCACGUCCAGCGAACCUACUAUUGUUAACCUGAGCUGCACACCGUAUUUCAAUCUUGCUGGACAUCACUCCGGUAACAAUACAAUGUACGACCACAUAUUUACCAUCAAUGCAGAUAAAUACACCGCUGCAGAUGACGAUGGAGUAGUAACAGGUGAAAAGAAAGUGGUUGGUGGUACUAUAUUCGACUUUAGAGUGCCCCGUGUUUUGAGGACAAUGCUGCCUCGAGUAGCGAUGGGCGGCUAUGAUAUCAAUUAUUGCGUCACACAGGGAACAGCGCAAGAUUUAACUUUUCAUGCCAGAGCCCUCCAUCCAGUAACCGGAAGAGUUAUGGAGUUGUACAGUAACCAACCUGGCUUGCAGUUCUAUACCGGGAAUCUUUUGCCGGAUCCAGAUAAAAUAGUCGAGACUCCAGUCAAGGCCGCCGAAGAGGAAGAGGCCGAGUCCACCAAGUCUGAGAGCGGUGACAGUACUGCCAGUGAUAAAUCGAGCGUGGCAGGUGAAGUCGUGAACGAAGAAGAAAGCGUGGAGGGCAAAACGAGUGUUGGUUACGUUCCACUGAUGGGCAAACAAGGGACGUUUUACAAGAAACACGGUCUCUUCUGUUUAAUGCCGCAAAACUAUCCUGAUGCUGUUAAUCACACCAACUUUCCGAAUUCGGUGCUCAACCCUGGAGAAGUUUACGUUCACCGAAUACAAUAUAAGUUUGGUAUUCUACUCGGAAGAUAUAUUUGAAAUACGUAUCACAUUUUGGUAUAAAAUUGAAAUGAGUUUUUUUGUAUGAAUCAAGACAAUCAUUUUACACGCGCUCUUACUGUGAAUUUCGAUGGUUUUAAUUGCUAUUUUAUUUUAUUCGGGUUUAUAAUUUGGAGAUUGUUAUGUACGUUGAAAAAU